Messenger RNA from Amoebophrya sp. A25, 1301 nucleotides. NCBI's taxonomy places the organism in Eukaryota, Dinophyceae, Syndiniales, Amoebophryaceae. The record is from the annotation of a GenBank genome assembly.
UAAGCUUAGGAGCGAGCAUCUACAGUGGGCCGCAGAGGCAAUUUCUAAGCACGCGUCGUUACGAUAAUUGAAACAAGCGCUCCAUUUUUUAGGAUCAACAAAGUUAGAGAAUUUGAGGCAACUGUAUCUAUGAAUAUGUAUUGUCGUGGUUAAUAUGAUUUAGAGUAUCGUUUUCGAAUGCGCAUGCGACAUGCCACGCGAGAUCUUUUUUUUUAGAAAUCAUCUUUUCCGCUGUUGUACAAAACCAGUUGAUUAUGUAGUCGUUAAUGAGUAGACACAUUAUUGAUAUCCAUCUUCCUGUUAGUUUUUCCAGAUUUGCGAUUUUCCACUCCAAUUUCAUGUGAGAUCAUCGAUAUUCUUUUAUUUUCUAUAUUCUUGUAGAUUGACAUCAUCUUCUACACAUUUUUCGUGUUCGUUAUUUUUUCCUUUUUUGUGAAAUAUUUUUUUUCAGCGGCAAACUAGCAAUCAUGGAGCCUUGUUCAGCGCCAGCUCCGCGCCAAAGGGGGCGUAUCCGUAUGUACAACCCGUCGAAGGGUUGGGGAUUUGUCACUGGUACUAGCGUUAGGAAUCCUCGUUCGAAGCAGAAGACAAAUCCUAUCCUAUCCUCAUUGUUUUUUUUUCAUGGAUUACCUGCGUUCACCUUCACUUUCCUUGUGUCCACUUUUAUUUUGUUUUGUUCCUCGUCAUCUAUUUUACGUUCCUGAUCUUGAAACGUAAAACACCACUACAGCGCCGGCCGGAAGCUCCCUCACUGGAGACAUCUUCUUGCAUGCGAAGCACUUCGCCUUCGCCGAACAAGUCCCGAACGAGUACAUUGGUCACCGUGGUUCGUCUUAAGGCUAUAAUAGAUAAUUGAUGAUCAAUUUUAUUUCUUUGGUACAAAGAUUCAUCCUUGAAAUACAGCAUGCUCCUGGAGUAGUCUCGUCGUGCUAUAGAAGAUACAGCUUUUCAAGGCAGAACCAGAAAAAGGUGGUCAAAGAUGAAUUGCGGAGGCCUGCUCUAAGCGUCUUCUCUCCGCGGCCAUCCAAGUGGGCAGACGAAAGUUCCAGUUGUGGAGCUAUCCUACAACCUAGACCUAUCCGAUGCGAAACGACCGCAGGCACUCAAUGUGUUGCUGGAAAGCUAUGUCAGAGGCGAUGGAAUGCAAGUCGUGGACGUGGAGUUAACGAAAGCCAUCGCUGGGUCGUCCACGUCCACGUCGGACAACAAGAAUAAGAAUUAUACAACUACAAGCACGCCUCACUAUUCUUCUACUACUCCACCUUGGGGAGCUGCUGGAAGUAGCAGUGCUGCGUCAGGAG